UUCUAUUUUCUCUAAUCUGUGAUCUCACCUCACUUCUAUUUUAAGAAACAAAAAUGAGAAAAUUCAAAUUUCUAUUGUUUUUAUUAAGUUUUUCUGUUUAUUAUAUUAGUAGUGAAAAGCAGACAGGUCCAGAUCCUUGGGAUGAUGAUACUUAUACAAUACCUGUCGUGAAUGAUAAUGUUCCUCCUGAUUUAAGAUAUGAACCAAGAAAGAAUAUCCGUAAAGAAAAUGUUCUUGGAAUUAGUGAUAUAUUUUUUAGAAGAAUGCUCGCAAUAAUGCUGAAAAGUGGCCAGAGUAAGGAAAAUGAAGAUGGCAGUAUUGAUAUUGUUUUACAAAUGAAAUUUGAUGCAGAGAGAUGGGCCAUUUUGGAGAAUCUUCUGAAAUCAGACUCAGCUAUUACGGAGACAAGUCUGCGACGCUCCAUGGGAUACAUAGAAGAGGCAGUAUACAAAUCCACUAUAUUAGACAAAAUAAAAAUGGCAUGGAGUGAUUACAUUCAAUAUUAUCUUGUAGAGUACAGGACAUGUAUCACAUGGACUCUGGGGUUGUUAGGAGUGUCAAUCACAUUCUUAUGGCUAUGGAACCACAUGUCUCACAGGCAUGUGCUAAUAUUAAUAUUUGUUGCCCUGUACCUAUAUGAGGUGUUUGUAUCAUACAAGGAAGCAGAACAACAAGAAGUGAAGCAAUUUUUAUCGGCUCUACAAAGCUGCAAAUGGCAGUUCUGGAAGAGUGACUGUGAAAUUCCACCGCCAGAUAUCGUUCUUUUCAUGAAAUACAUGAAUCCUUUAAAAAUAGCAUUAAGGAUGUUCACUUCUAUAAUAUCAGAACCAAUGAUUGCUCUCAGUGACACAGUAAAGACUAUGGUUACCGGAAUUACUGAUGGCCUGUGGUUCCCGUUUGACAAAAUAGUUUAUGGUAUUCUAAUUCUGUCUUUUAACUCUUUACUGGUGGUGCUCCUCAUAAUGAUACUCUUUAAUUAUAUUCUCAACAUUCCAUUUAAUUUAAGUUUCUGUGGUUUAAUGAGUAUUGGAGUAACACAACGUAAUAGAACAUUACUGACGCAAAGAAACAAUGAAUCCCGUGCAGAACAAAUUGAAAGUGCUGACAGAAUCAGUGGCGCCACGCUGGACAGGUUCCUCGACGUGGUUUCGCGUGCUCUAGGCAGUACUGGCGCUGCAAUUGGUCAACAAUCAAAUGUUAAUAGUGAAAACAUUCCAAGAAUAUCAUCCACUACUGUUGGAAAGUCUAAACUACAUAGAUCUGCCAGCACUGGACGAUUGCCAAGUGCCUCAUAUGAAACAACCAAUAGGAUAUGCUUAGAAAGUACAAAACAGUAUAAUAAAAACACUGGAAAGUUCAAAAUUGGUCCCAAGGAUGGCAGUGGAGAUGCUUAUUGUAAUUAAUCAUGAUACAAUUAAUUCAGACAAUUUAAUAUUAAGGCACUGAGAAGCAGCAGCUAAGUAAAUUAAGAAUUUGUUUUUAUUGUAAGCAACAUUCAUAAUCAUUGGCAUAAUCAAGAUUAUUUUCCAAGGGGGGCCUGAUCUCUUAACACAGGUGCACUGUGUACUCUCAGACAUUCUUUGCGCAUAAUUAAAAGAUUCACUCAAGUCCUGAGAAUUCUGGGGUGGACAAGGCCCAUCUGCCCCCUGCUUCAAUAUGACUAUGUUCAUAUUAUCAUGGUGUAAAUUAUCACUAUAUCUCACAAAAGUCCACGAGUUUGAUUUUUACAAACAUUUAUUUAUUGACUAUGGUGAUCGAAGACAUCAAUAAUAAUGUUAAUGAAACCAGUUAAUAAGAUGGCACUUUUAUAGUAUCAUUUGAUAUAUUUAAAAAACAUAUAAUAUCUAUAUAUAGUGAAACAUUUUAUAUAUUUUUAACAGGACCGUUUUAAGCAUGUUUUACAUAAUGUGUAAAAAUCUGGAAAAAGAAGCCGGUUGCGGUUAAUAAAAAAUAUAAGAAAUGAAACAGAUUGUGCUGUGUGGAAUGCAUUCGUGACGGUUUUUUUUUAUGAAAAAUGGUGGCAUGGUAGAGCUGUUUAUACUAUUGGUGUACAAUGGCGCGACGCUAAUUUAAAAUGAAAUAAUAAGCAUGAAGUCAGUGCACAUCA
Galleria mellonella (greater wax moth) is the source of this 2107-nucleotide messenger RNA. RefSeq lists its product as uncharacterized. Bases 54 to 1403 code for a protein of 449 amino acids. The transcript is spliced from 5 exons. The record is from RefSeq and is a predicted model, not a curated record. Lineage: Eukaryota; Metazoa; Arthropoda; Insecta; Lepidoptera; Pyralidae.